AUGUCCUCUGUAACCCCACAAAAAAAUACUAAUGAAGCGACGUUAGUUUCGGACUCGAAUGUGGCCUUGGCAUGUGGUGAUUUAGCUGCCGCUGACAGUUCCUAUUGUAGUAAUCAAUCCGUUACUGCAAAGCCUAAAAACAAGUGCCCUUAUUAUAAGUGGAUUCCAGUGUUACCAACAAACGAAUUUGUGAUUGUGAAUGGGUAUGAAAUACUUCUUAUUGAUGCCAAUCAUUGCCCUGGGUCCGUCAUGAUACUUUUGCGACUACCGGAAGGGGGUGUACACCUGCACACUGGUGACUUUCGAGUACACUCCAGUAUGCUACAGGCGCCGAGUAUUUUAGCGGAUUUUGUUAAAACUGCCAUCCCGAACUCCCGUAUCGGCACAGUUUUCCUUGAUACAACGUUCUGUGAUCCGUAUUACAAAUUUCCAGAGCAACAAUUGGUGAUUGCAGCGGCCGCACAGGUAUCUUUCCAGGCCCUACUUAGCCGCCCUGAUACUCUUAUCCUGUGCGGCAUGUACUCCAUUGGAAAAGAACGUUUCGUCCUCGGUUUAGCCGAGGAAUUGAAUGUGAAGGUGUGGCUUCCCAACAAGCAGCGCGGGCUGGUAACGGCGGCGUCGGAAGGCGGUUGCGAGGUCUGCCGGGCCCUCGUGGCGCGUUGCGUCGCCUCCAAGGACGAAGCGCGUAUCCACGUGGUCGACAUGAACGAGCUGAACCCUCGAGCGGUUCUGAAAAACCUUCUUCCCAUGGGUAAAAAUAUCAUCGCCUGGAAGCCGUCUGGGUGGAUGUACAACCCGUCUAAGAAGGCAACUGCUGCAACAAUCAAACGUUUGCCCUGUCCCGCCGAGGCUUUCGAGAGUCUACGCGAAUUCAUAUCGGUUGAAAUGGUCGCGAAAAAUGUCGUCGUCUUGGUCUUGGCAGUUUUCUUCAAAGUUAUGUAUUAUUUCAUACAUGUAGGUGCUGCCUAUAGUGAACACAGUAGCUUCACGGAGCUCAAGGACUUCAUUACUGCACUGAAACCAAUGAAAGUUCAGCCGACGGUUUUUGGCGGUUCAGCUAAAGAUGCACGAAAACACAUUGACAGUUGGCUUCAGGAAGAGAAAUUACUAAAACUACCCUCUGAAAACUCGUGA
Molecule: messenger RNA, 1134 nt
Organism: Mesocestoides corti
Lineage: Eukaryota; Metazoa; Platyhelminthes; Cestoda; Cyclophyllidea; Mesocestoididae
Source: the annotation of a GenBank genome assembly